Messenger RNA from Anopheles coustani, 858 nucleotides. It is a transcript of the gene eEF1beta, whose product is annotated as probable elongation factor 1-beta. The transcript has 2 exons. The record is from RefSeq and is a predicted model, not a curated record. The coding region runs from base 95 to 757 and encodes 220 amino acids. Lineage: Eukaryota; Metazoa; Arthropoda; Insecta; Diptera; Culicidae. Gene Ontology annotation, cellular component: eukaryotic translation elongation factor 1 complex; cytosol. Gene Ontology annotation, molecular function: translation elongation factor activity; guanyl-nucleotide exchange factor activity. Gene Ontology annotation, biological process: translational elongation.
UAAACUCUUUUCGAAUCGAAAAUCCAACGAGACCACGUCGUGCUCGUGCUUGUACGCUCCAUUUACCGAGAAAAACUAAAGUAAUACUCCUACAAUGGCAUUCGGUGAUGUGAAGACCGCCAACGGAUUGAAGGAAUUGGACAAAUUCCUUGCCGACCAUAGCUACGUCGAAGGAUACACUCCAUCGAAGGCUGAUUUGUCGGUGUUCGAUGCGCUGGGCAAGGCUCCUGCGGCUGCCAACGUGCACGCUCUACGCUGGUACAAUCACAUUGCCUCCUUCAGCACCAAGGAGCGCUCGGAAUGGGGCGGACAGGCUCUGCCGCAGGUUGCCGGUGGCAAACCCACCACCGCAGCAGCCCCGGCCGACGACGAUGACGAUGUGGAUCUGUUCGGAUCGGAGGAUGAGGAGGAGAGUGCAGAGGCGGAGAGGCUGAAGGAGGAGCGUGUGGCCGCGUACAACGCCAAGAAAUCCAAGAAACCUGCCCUCAUUGCAAAGAGCUCCAUUUUGUUGGACGUCAAACCGUGGGAUGACGAGACGGACAUGAAGGAAAUGGAAAAGAAUGUCCGCAGCAUCGAGAUGGACGGGCUUCUGUGGGGUGCCGCCAAGCUGGUCCCAGUGGGUUACGGUAUUCACAAGCUGCAGAUUAUGUGCGUGAUCGAGGAUGACAAGGUUUCGGUGGAUCUGCUGACGGAAACGAUCCAGGAGUUCGAAGAUUACGUCCAAUCGGUCGACAUUGCUGCAUUCAACAAAAUCUAAGCAGGACGCAGAUAAAUACAUUGGGGAGAGCGAAUACGUACAAGCCAGCCAGUCCGUUGAAAGUGUAAACGUUAAUAAAUGAAACUUUUUGUAAUAAUUUA